This is a messenger RNA of Bactrocera tryoni, 909 nucleotides long. Its product is annotated as mitochondrial glutamate carrier 1-like. Gene Ontology annotation, biological process: aspartate transmembrane transport; L-glutamate transmembrane transport; malate-aspartate shuttle. The coding region runs from base 1 to 909 and encodes 302 amino acids. Gene Ontology annotation, molecular function: L-aspartate transmembrane transporter activity; L-glutamate transmembrane transporter activity. The record is from RefSeq and is a predicted model, not a curated record. The transcript has a single exon. NCBI's taxonomy places the organism in Eukaryota, Metazoa, Arthropoda, Insecta, Diptera, Tephritidae.
AUGCCACAAGAUUUUCAAUUACUGCCGAAAAUCAUCAAUGGAGCUGUUGGCUCCAUGACCGGUGUCGCCUGUGUCUAUCCACUGGACUUUGUGAAGACGCGACUGCAGAAUCAGCAAAUCGGACCGAAUGGUGAGAAGCAAUAUACCAGCAUAGCAGAUUGCUUUCGCAAAUCUAUACGCAACGAAGGCAUACUGGGCAUGUAUCGCGGCAUUAGUGUUAUCUUUCUGCUCGUCAGCCCAGAGAAGGCGGUCAAACUUGCAGCCAAUGACUAUUUCCGCUUUCAUUUAACGCAAACCGACGGAUCUUUGCCUAUGCCACACCAAAUGUUAGCCGGGGCCGCAGCUGGUUGCUUUCAGGUGCUUGUCGCAACACCAAUGGAGUUCAUCAAAAUCCAGCUACAAGAUGCGGGCCGUGUGGCCAAAGAUGGACGCGUAACGGAACGCAUAACGGCCAGAAGUAUAUUUGCGAAAAUGUAUCGGGAACGUGGUAUUUUCGGUCUGUAUCGAGGUAUAGGGCCAACGGCAUUUCGCGAUAUAUUAUUUUCACUCAUCUACUUUCCGUUAUUUGCCGGUUUGAAUGAUUUGGGUCCGCGUAAAGCCAACUCGGAGGACGCUGUACCGUGGGUCUCAUUUUUAGGUGGUUUAAUUGCAGGCUGUACUUCUGCAUUUGUCGUAACACCAUUCGAUGUGGUGAAAACACGCUUACAGGCACUCAAGAAACGCGCCGGCGAACAAGAAUUCCAUGGUAUUAUGGAUUGUUUUGUAAAAACUUGGCGAAACGAAGGUAUUACGGCUCUAUUCAAGGGUGGACUGUGCCGCGUUAUGGUCAUCUCGCCCAUGUAUGGCAUUGUACAGACCAUAUACUUCUUGGGUGUGGGAGAGGCGAUAUGCGAUAAGCUAUUUAAAUGA